Molecule: messenger RNA, 3768 nt
Organism: Clarias gariepinus (North African catfish)
Lineage: Eukaryota; Metazoa; Chordata; Actinopteri; Siluriformes; Clariidae
Gene: tap1
Product: transporter 1, ATP-binding cassette, sub-family B (MDR/TAP)
Exons: 13
Coding region: 224-2419 (731 amino acids)
Biological process (GO): transmembrane transport
Cellular component (GO): membrane
Molecular function (GO): ABC-type oligopeptide transporter activity; ATP binding; ATP hydrolysis activity
Source: RefSeq, a predicted model, not a curated record
CCAAAUCGUUCGGCGUUCGGUACUUGUCUGAUGUGUGUAGAUGAGAUACAUUGUUUCUUUAUCCACUUCGAGUAGCGUAACUAGUAACUAUUUUAUUUCUUUAAUUCUAUUUAUUGUGUCAUUUUGUUAUUCUUGAUGAUCAACAGAAGUACAAGGGAAGUUAUCAAGGGCAUUUCUAGACGUUAUUAACUCUCUAUAACGCGUCCUACAGUUGUCUUUGGGAAUGAAGGCUAAGAUGGCGGCAUAUGUAUUCGCCUUCCUGCUCCUGUGCGUGGACGUAUGCAUGGUGAAAAUCUUCGGAGCGACCCAGCUCUCUGCUCUGCUCGUUCCUCAUUCGUUUAGCAGUCUCUGGGGCGGAGGACUGCUGAGGUUCACCAUCCUCCUCCUCGUCACCUUUUUUUACCCGUCGAGCCCGGACUGGAUGAAGAGCUCUAACGGGGUCCAGAUUGUGGCCGUUCACAGUUUGGUGUAUCCGGUGUACGUCACACUGCUGUGGGCAUGCGGCUGGUCGACGCUGGAGCUCACCUGGAGCUGGCACACCUGGCAAGCACUGCUUCAGAGUUACGUUGUUUCAGCACUCUCGCUGCUGCUGUGGGAACGCUACGUGCCCUCCGUCCUGACAAAAAAAGAGGUCAAACCCAAGGCGAAAAACCAGGCCUCUCUGCAGAGGCUGCUGGGAUACAUGAGGCCGUACCGGCGCCGGUUUACGGCGGUCCUCCUGUUCGUGGUCGCUUCCUCUCUCGGUGAGAUGGCGAUCCCGCAUUACACGGGUAAAAUCACCGACUGGAUCGUGAAGGAGGACGAGCCUGACGCUUUUGCAAACGCCAUCAAAAUCAUGUCGAUCCUGACUGUCAUGAGCGCCUUCUUUGAGUUUGUGUGUGAUCUCAUCUACAACACCACCAUGAGCCUCAUACACACCGCCAUCCAGAGUCAGGUGUUCGAGUGUGUGCUGAAACAGGAGAUCGCCUUCUUCGAUAAAGCUUCCUCAGGUGAACUCGUGUCGCGAAUCACCAAAGACACCAACGACAUGAGCGAGUCCCUGAGCGAAGAGCUCAGCCUGCUUAUGUGGUACAGCAUGCGGUUAGUCUUCCUCUACGGCUCCAUGAUGCUCCUCUCCGUGCGCCUGUCCAUCUUCACCGUCCUCGGCCUUCCUAUCAUUUGGAUCGUCCCGGAGCUUUCUGGAAGCUUCUACCAGACUCAUGCGGUGAAAGUGCAGGAGUCUCUUGCCAAAUCGAACAGCAUCGCCACCGAGACGUUCUCCUCCAUCAAGACAAUGAAAAGCUUCGCCAACGAGGACGGAGAGUCUGAGAGAUACAAGACAUGCUUGGAGCACACCUACUCCCUGAACAAAGUGGAAGCAGCUGGUUAUGCCGCAUCAACUUGGACCAACAGCAUGUCCAGUCUAGCCUUGAAAGUGAGCAUCCUGUACUACGGAGGCCAGCUGGUGGCAGGCAAUGACGUCAGCAGUGGUGACCUGGUGUCUUUCGUGCUGUACGAGCUCCAGUUCAGUCAGGCUGUCGAGGCUAUGAUGUCCUAUUACCCUCGCGUGAAGAAAGCCGUCGGCGCCUCCGAGAAGAUCUUCGAGUACGUGGACAGGAAGCCUGAUGUUCCUCCUGAUGGCUCCCUAGCUCCCGAGACACUUAGUGGUCACGUGCGCUUCAACAACGUCACUUUCGCGUAUCCGACGAGACCGGACGAGAAGGUUCUGAAAGGCAUUUCUCUGGAGCUGAAGCCGGGAGAGAUCACCGCUCUGGUGGGUCCAGCCGAUGGAGGAAAAAGCACGAUAGUCAGGCUGCUUGAGAGGUUUUACCAACCCCAGGAGGGCACGAUCUUUCUGGACAAGGAGCCGCUGCAGUGCUACAAGGACCAAUAUCUGCAUGAGAAGAUCAGCGUGGUCGCCCAGGAGCCCGUGCUGUUUGCCCGCUCCAUCAAGGAGAACAUCAAAUACGGGAAAGCAGACGCCACCGAUGAAGAGGUAUACGCUGCUGCUAAACUGGCCAACGCACACAAAUUCAUCAGUGACUUUCCAGAAGGUUACGACACCGAUGCCGGUGAAAAAGGUGGAAAAGUGUCCGGGGGUCAGAAGCAGCGAAUUGCCAUAGCGAGAGCCAUGAUCCGAAACCCAAAGAUCCUCAUUCUGGAUGAUUCCACGAGCGACCUGGAUGCUGAGAGCGAGCACACGGUUCACCAGGCGCUCCUGAGGAAGUCUAACGGUCGCUCCGUGCUACUCAUUACCAACAAGAUGAGCGGUGUGGAGAUGGCCAACACGGUGGUGUUCCUGCGGAUGGGAGAGGUGCUGGAGCAGGGCAGCCAUGACGAUCUGCUGCAGAGGAACGGCCCGUACGCCGAGUUUGUACGUCUGCAGAACACCAGCUUCCAUCGUAACGCACAGGAAGACAACGAAACCUCUAGCUCAUAAGUAAUGAUGUGUAUUUAACACCCUGUAAAACCAUCCUACACCUCAGAAUUGACUGUAAGCCGAUAUGCAUAUCUUAAUAUGUUGCAUGGUGCACUCUUUAUUUUAUGAGAAAAUGAUCGAAGAUGAAGGAAUUGCAAUUCUGAAUAAAUAUGCCAGUAUUCACAAGAUUCGCAUAAGAGGUCGCAUAGCAUCGUGACAUCACGCAUAAACAUUUAGCAUGGUUAUGUUUAGAUCGACAUUUACAUACAAAAUACAUAGAUGAUUAUUUUAUGAAAUAAAAUGUGAUAAUUGUCAUGCAUGUGGCUCCAAAUCAUCCACUGCAUAUAAAGCUUCAUAACAGUGUUAUAAACACCCGUCUAUUUAGAAUUAGAGAAAAUCUGAUUAACAUUUAAGAACAACAGGAGGAAAAUAAUAGGAAACUAAUCAACAACAGGGUUGUGGAAUGCAGUCUAAUGUAAAGAAGUCAUAUUUCCCUGUAACAGCUGCAGUGUUUUUUUUCCUCUUAUACCACAGCAGCUUGCUAUUGCUAUAUAUAUAUAUAUAUAUAUAUAUAUAUAUAUAUAUAUAUAUAUAUAUAUAUACACACACUGUAUAAUGUCUCAUACAGAAACAAUAGCACUGGUAUUACACUUAGUGUCAACCUUUAUCCAUUACAUCACUUAUACAAUAUAAAGCCACAGCGACCGUGGGAACAAAACAAAACAGGUUAAGAAUACAUUUUCUUGGAUUUAGUCAUUAUUUUGAAUAGAAAUUAUUUAUUUCUCUUAGACAAUCUUGUAAAUACUGGGAAAAGAUGCUUAUAAAUGCUUAAGCAAUAAUAUAUUGAGUGUGAUCUGUGUUGCAUAUAAGUAUGUUAUAACAUCUUCUCACUUUGUGUUUCCUUUUGAGUUUUGUGGUGCAGUAAAAUGAUUCAAGUGACUGUUAAGUUAAUUGCACUUUCAAUAACAUCUAAUGUAACAGUAUAACUUAUGACUUAUAUGGAACUCGUGCCUUGUUGUCAUGGUAUUUUCUCUGAAUCUUUUAACCAUUUCUCAUGUGUUUGUAUUAUGUAAAUGCUAGGAUUUUUCAAUUAGGUGUAAAUAUCACAACCAUAAAGCGAAUAAUACACAAGAUCUUUUUUUCUCAUGACUUCAGCACGAUAUUAAAAUACAAUGAACACAUAAUUGUUUUUCAUGUGUAAUUGUUUUCAUAGUAAAAAUUGUUUUUUACUAUGAAAACAAUUAUUUUAAAAACUUCUUCGUUAUAAGCCUUUGAAAUAUUGCUGCAGAGCAUUGUGAUUUUUUGUUGCUGUUAUUGUACUUUGUACUUUGUGCUCUGUACCUAUUAAAAUAUAAAAUAUCACAGAAAAA